Truncatella angustata is the source of this 1068-nucleotide messenger RNA. RefSeq lists its product as uncharacterized. NCBI's taxonomy places the organism in Eukaryota, Fungi, Ascomycota, Sordariomycetes, Amphisphaeriales, Sporocadaceae. The record is from RefSeq and is a predicted model, not a curated record. The coding region runs from base 1 to 1068 and encodes 355 amino acids. The transcript is spliced from 4 exons.
AUGUCGCCUACAGGUCUACAAUCGAAAGAGCCUGCGAAAAUCCAGGAUCAAUACCGCCCGCUAGACAUCCCCAAGAAUGAAAUCUGCCUGCUCUCCUUCGAAGAGACUUCUUCAGAGCCUGCUGAAAACGCCUAUUUACACCUCAAACUCCACUACGUAAUCUUGGAGGACAGAAAACCUGACUAUACAUGGGGCGCCCUUGGCGAGGACAACGCCACCAUCUAUGUUGAUGGCAUGGCCACAGUCGUGAGCAUGCACCUGAAGGCAGCUCUGCAAGACCUGCAGGAGAGCUACGAGUGCCGAACUAGAAUGAAGGUCUGGGCUUCAAUCAUCAGGAGGAAAUCUUGUGUUGUGCGAGGUGAUUCUGAUCGAUAUGCCAUCUACAAAGCAUACAAGGAUGCCAAACCCUCGAGAGAGGUCAAUAUAUGUGCUCUACCAACGGACCAAUUUCCAUACGACCAAUUCGCACGAGAUACCCAAGUCCUUCAUAUCUAUUCUGACUUCCGAGGCACUGAGCUUGAGAAAGCGCGUAAUCUGUACGAUUUCCGCUGCAGACACCAUUGCUACUACAACAGCGAGUAUUUUAGCCAAGAACUGAUUGACCACUACGGAAGCUCAUCUAUAACCACUCUAAAAUCGCUUGACGAGAACGGGCUCUACCUAUUGUUUCCAGAGCUUGCCGAGGAAGAGGGCCGUGGCAAUUGGACCAACCGUGUGCUUGAUCUUCGUACGAAAUGGGAGGUGCCGACCACCACCACGAAAGAGCAAGUACGUCUCGCUGUUUGUCUCGCUACCAAGUGUUUCGGGCAUCUCGACGCUCUAGAUAUGCCCUUGUGCCUCUUGGCGUUCCAGAACCGCGAAUUAUCCCCGGAUGCCAUCUCAGUUCUUAUCUCAUCCGACAAGCUGCAAGAUGUACAGACGUCACUUAAGGCAAACGCUUUGAGACCGUUUGAACUACUGAGAUUUGCGCUAUGUUGCAGAGCUCUUGAUAUGAAGCAGCUGACCUUGUCGCCUGACACGAGAAGCAACGCCGAGAGCAUACUCGAUGUGAUGUUCGGCUUGGAUUAA